Messenger RNA from Pundamilia nyererei, 1256 nucleotides. RefSeq names its product receptor (G protein-coupled) activity modifying protein 2 (gene ramp2). The record is from RefSeq and is a predicted model, not a curated record. The coding region runs from base 132 to 686 and encodes 184 amino acids. NCBI's taxonomy places the organism in Eukaryota, Metazoa, Chordata, Actinopteri, Cichliformes, Cichlidae. Gene Ontology annotation, cellular component: signaling receptor complex; cell surface; membrane. Gene Ontology annotation, biological process: G protein-coupled receptor signaling pathway; protein localization to plasma membrane; angiogenesis. Gene Ontology annotation, molecular function: coreceptor activity. The transcript has 6 exons.
CUUUGCCCCAUUUGGUGAGUCCGCCCCUACUAGGAAAUGAGGGCUUCCUGUUGCUUUACACAGCCUUCCUGCAAAAGGUUGAGAUAUGUAAUUCUUACCCAUCAGGGAAGAGGAGAAGAACAUUAGGCAAAAUGACACUCACCAGAUUCUUAGUUAUGUAUUUCAGAGUUUUUAUGCCUUUUUUCAUCUGGGCAAGCACAGCAGUGGUAUGUCAAAGUGAAGAAAAGGUAACUGUGCAUCCGACAGUAACAGUAGAGUUUAACUCAACAGACAGGAUGAUGACUCUUAAUGCCACUGGACAGUUUGUUUGUGAAGUUGAGUCAGAUGGAAUGGGCUGCCUCUCCGACAUGUUUGCUGUUUACUGUGUGCAAAGUUUUAAGCUUGCAAUGGCAUCACUGAACGAAACCGACUGGUGCGUUUGGAGUAAGGUAAACAGUUGGUACAGCAACCUAAGCAUGUGUACAGAAGACAUAUGUGACUUAUACUUCAUCCCAUGGCCCAACCGUGUGGUGGAACAGACCUUUUUGGACAUUCAUUCCCUUUUUUUCAAGGAUUGUCCCACAGAUGAGCUAAGUGACCCACCACCUGCCAUCAUGUUUGCUUUGGUCAUCACGCCCAUCUGCCUGAUCCCUGUCAUGGUUAGCCUGGUGGUACUUAAGACCAAAAAUGGGGAUGGCAACUCCUGAUAACCUAGAAUCUCUGCUCAGCUAUGUUCUCUCUUUUUCCCUAACCUUGUUUACAGACUGCUCAUACACUUUCAUCUCAGUAGAGACUGAAUCUUUAGAUCUUCUGCACUUCACAACUUAAAUUAGCCACAUAGACAUGGUUGGCACUAUCUCAGAGAUAAUGUUCUGUGGCAUCACAGCUGUUUCUCUUAGGUGACAUACUUCUUAAUACAGACAAACACUGUCAGAAACUAUGUUCUGUACUAUACUGUAUCUCAUUUACUGUGACAAAAAUGUUUUGUUUUAAACCACUUGACACUAGAGUUGGCCAUUGCUUGAAGCAUUGGUCAUCUCUUGUUUGCUCACAGUAUUUCAUUUAUACUGGAGAACCCAAUAUUCGUGAUUAGCCUGACGAAAGCUCCGGAGCUUGUUAAAGUAGAAACAAAAUUUGUAUUGACACUUUGUUUUAUGCAAGAGACUCGGGCUGAUGAAAGACAAGGUAAAGUUUAUUACUGAGCUGCUUUUGCAUUCAUAGACAAUGUUUUGUUAGUUUUUUUGCUGUUAAACUUUGAGCCUAAAAAUAUAAAAUAU